AUGCCGCCCCCAACCACCAUAAUACAUGUAAUGAGACAUGCUCAACACGAUGAAUCUACUGGGCUAUUAACGAAUGAAGGGAAGGAACAAGCACUCAGACUUGCUCGCCUAUUCCGAAACGAACGAUUUAUAAUGGCGCAAUAUAUCACCCAUAUAUUUUGUUCGCCAAUGCCUCGAUGUCAGCAAACUGCAGAAAUAGCCCUUGGAGAUAUGAUUGCUCGCGGAAUUCCAAUCGUCACUGUACAAGAGCUCUCUGACAAUAGGGAAGUAGGUCUCUCAUUUAUUUGGAGGUACAUCAGUCUUCGUGAGAGGAAUGAGAUCAUAAUGAUAACUCAGGGUGUUGUUCUGGAAACACUCCUCAGUCUCCACAACGUUGGUUAG
Botrytis porri is the source of this 381-nucleotide messenger RNA. RefSeq lists its product as uncharacterized. Bases 1 to 381 code for a protein of 126 amino acids. Lineage: Eukaryota; Fungi; Ascomycota; Leotiomycetes; Helotiales; Sclerotiniaceae. The transcript is spliced from 2 exons. The record is from RefSeq and is a predicted model, not a curated record.